Molecule: messenger RNA, 2034 nt
Organism: Kuraishia capsulata CBS 1993
Lineage: Eukaryota; Fungi; Ascomycota; Pichiomycetes; Pichiales; Pichiaceae
Exons: 1
Coding region: 1-2034 (677 amino acids)
Biological process (GO): mannan biosynthetic process
Cellular component (GO): Golgi apparatus
Molecular function (GO): alpha-1,2-mannosyltransferase activity
Source: RefSeq, a predicted model, not a curated record
AUGACUCCUGUGAUCAAGAAAAAAGUCCGGUUGUUGGUACUGGUUUCUAUCGUGGUGACGUUUGCAGUGUUGGGGUUCUACCAUGAUACUGUCAAGGAGUACCACGGAAAAGCGCAGGAUUUGAUUGGCUCCAACCACGAGGACGACAGGAUCAAACAAAGCUAUUUUGGGAACAAACUCAAAUCUGAUGAUCCCAAGUCUCAGGAAGGUUCCUCUGAUGAAACCUCGACCAACUCCGAGUUUGACGUGCUUCGGGGUGACCUGCGCUUCCAGAAUUAUUUUGGCGAGGUGUUCAACAUCAUAGUCAGAAAUGAUGUCUCAUUUCCUGUCAAGGAACGGCUCAUGGAGAAGUGGGAGCCAGUGCGGUUUUAUCCUUUGCAGUCUGAUGUGCUCACUGAAGAGGUUCUGCAGGACUUCAUCAAGUUUGAGCCCAGUUUUGUGGAAGACAUGACCAUCAAGCAUGCCGAUGUGGUUUCCAGCUUGAAGGCUUUGCCGAAUAAGGAAUUCUACAAAGGUGAUGGUUACGUUAUUGUAGGAGGCGGAAAAUACUCGUGGUACGCACUUAUGAACAUUGAGGCAUUGCGCCGCACCGGUGCGGAGUUGCCGGUAGAGGUGAUUCUUCCAUCCGAAUCGGACUACGAAUUUGAGUUUUGCGAGAAGAUUCUUCCCAGCCUGAACGGACGUUGUGUUGAACUUCGCAAGGUGUUUGGAUCUCGAGUCUAUGACUUGCUGAACGUGAAGGGCUACCAGCUGAAGUCGUUUGCGCUGCUCGGGUCCUCGUUCCAGAACGCUUUUCUCAUGGAUUCCGAUACCUUCGCAGUCACCAAUCCGGAUCCUUUGUUCUCUUCGGAUCUCUUCAAGAAGUUCACUAUGAUUACCUGGCCGGACUUCUGGCGCCGCACCACCUCUCCCACCUUCUACAAGAUAGCCGGGAUCGAUGUUGGAAAGAGCCGUGUCCGCAACUGCAACGACCUGUUCACGCCUCCAAAGUACUACACAGGCGAAAAUAAUGACCCAUACAAGGAUAUUCCCUUCCAUGACCGUCAAGGAGCUAUGGUAGAUUGGUCAAGUGAGAGUGGUGAGCUGCUUAUCAACAAAAAGGUGCAUUUCAAGUCCUUGAUGCUUUCUCUUUACUAUAACUUUGCUGGUCCGCAGGGCUUUUACCCGCUUCUUUCCCAGGGAGGAGCAGGAGAAGGUGAUAAGGAAACGUUUGUGGCGAGUGCUCACUACUACAACUUACCAUACUACCAGGUCUACAAGAAGGCUGAGAAGGCUUUCGGUUGGUUCAAUGGCGAGAACAUUUGGGAGCACUCUUCUAUCAUCCAAUUUGAUCCUCUUAAAGACUAUGAGGUUUUACAGAAACGCAUUGGCGAAGUCAAGAAAAAGCUGGUGGAAUUCGAAAAUAGCGAUACAGACCACUUCGAUUACAACUACGAUGAUUUAUAUCGCAACUACUUCACCACCAAAAACUCCCACGUGAUGUUCGUCCACAUGCACGAUCCAAAGAUGAAUCCAUUUACGAUCAUGCAGUCCAAGUUCGGAUUCAAGCCGGAGACAAACGAGCGCGUUCGCAACAUGGGUGAGGAACUUGACCUGUUCGGGUACGACAUAGAAGCAUUCAUUUGGGAAACCAUCAACAAAUAUGUGUGUACUGAAUCUCACAAUUUUAGGGUAUUCGAGGAAAAUGACCCAAAGAAACUGUGUGGGGAAUUCAUGAAGGGUCAACUGAAGUUCCUGAAAGAGAGUGGGGACUCCAUCUACAAGAAUAUUGCCAAGAUCAAAUGGGAAGACCGCCAAAUUUUCGAGCAGAAGGAGCACGUUUUGUACGGCAAGAAGUUUGAGGAAGAAAAGAAGAAGGAGGAAGAGGAGAAGAAGAAGGAGGAUGAAGAGAGAAAGAAGGAAGAAGAGAAGAAGAAAGAUGAGUAUCAGAAGUUUGAUGAGUUCGUCGGGGAGAAGGAGAAGGAAAAGGAAGACAAAGCCCAGCCCAAAGAAGGUGAGAAUAAAAAAGAUGAAGAAGAAAAGAAGGCGGCUUGA